Poecilia latipinna (sailfin molly) is the source of this 3346-nucleotide messenger RNA. RefSeq names its product protein bicaudal D homolog 2. Gene Ontology annotation, biological process: protein localization to organelle; microtubule anchoring at microtubule organizing center; regulation of microtubule cytoskeleton organization. Bases 297 to 2963 code for a protein of 888 amino acids. Lineage: Eukaryota; Metazoa; Chordata; Actinopteri; Cyprinodontiformes; Poeciliidae. Gene Ontology annotation, cellular component: Golgi apparatus; cytosol. The transcript has 10 exons. Gene Ontology annotation, molecular function: dynactin binding; cytoskeletal adaptor activity; dynein complex binding. The record is from RefSeq and is a predicted model, not a curated record.
GCCUUCACGUUUUCAGCGCGCGUUUGACACUCGACCCCUCCGCGAAACGAGGGAAGCAGGUGGGUUGGGAGGAAGGGGAGCGGCUGUUCGCUAAACCAAACCUGGUACCGCCGCUAACUAACGUGAUCAGGAGACCGCUGUUGCUGAGCGCUCCUCUGGAAGGAGCAAGGUGGCGGAUUUGUGGCGGCAAGCGAGCUCCAUCGUUGAAAUAAAACAGCGAGGGCGGUGGUUAUGAGGGUGGAGGAGUGAGGUAGUGGCAGCGGAUCGUCGGCAGAUAAGCGCGAGGCCGGGUAAAGAUGUUGGAGACGGAUGCCGACCCGGCGGGUGGCGAGGUCGAGGAGGACGUGGAAGCAGACAUGGGCGGCAGAGACUUGAAGGCCGAGGUGAUGCGGCUCACGCUGGAGCUCCAAGAGGCGACGGAGGAAAAGCUGCAGGCCGCUCGGUACGGGCUGGUGGUGUUGGAAGAGAGCGCCGCCCUCAAGAUGAAACACACGCAGCUGGAAGAGGAAUACGAAUCCCUAAAGCUGGAGCUGCAGCAGCUCAGAGAGGCUUUUGCAGAUUCUGUGAGCAGCCAGAAGCGUGCAGCUGCUGAUGGAGAGUGUCGGGAAGAGAGCCUGCUGCAGGAGACGGCCUCCAAAGAGGCUGCCAUGGCAACCCGGAUGGAGGAAGUUCAGGCUGAGCUCAAACAGACGCGUCUUGCUCUGGGCAACGCCCAUGCCGAGCUCGACAGGCUGGGGGGGCUCUCCAACCAGCUGAAGAAGGAAUGCGAAUGUCUGGAAGCGGAGAAGAACCACUUGAGGGAUGAAAUGAAGGAAUAUAAAGUACGCGAGCUGCGUCAGCUGCAGGACAACGGCGAGCUGGAGGAGGAAAAUAUCUCCUUACAGAAACAAGUGUCUGUGCUAAAGGAAAACCAGGUGGAGUUUGAAUCAAUAAAGCUUGAGCUAUCCCAGAAGAACGAAGAGCAAGAUGAGCUGCGAGCGCAGCUGGAAGAAGCCGCGAGGCUCAGGGAGAUCGCGGAGCGGCAGCUGGAUGAGGCCCUGGAAGCCCUGAAGGAGGAGCGGGAGCAGAAGAACAGUCUGCGGCGGGAGCUCUCCGCCCUGACCCUCAACCCGUUCGACUCCGUGGGGAACCUGGAGCUGCAUUUGGACCAGCUGGACGACAGCCAGGAGGAGGGCCGCAGCGGGGAGGGCGACACUCAGGAAGAGAACCAGGACAGCAGUCACACCAACGGGUCUGCGUCUGCGCCCAGCUCCAAAAGCAACGGCCUACGGUACUCCACGCCGCGCAACAGUGACGUUUUCCUGCGCGCUCCAGCCUCAGGCCUGGUGUCUGACCUGCUGAGUGAGCUGCACUUUUCAGACAGUCAGAAACUAAAACAGCAGCUGCUACAGGCAGAAAGGGAGAAAUCCAGCCUGGGUAGCAAAGUGGAGGAACUGCAGAUGCAGCUGAUGAUGUCCAAACAGGCUCUAAGUCAGCAGGAGGACAAGGUUGGCGCUCUCACUCAGCAGCUGGAAGCAGCGCAAAGUCGUCCGCAUCCAAACCCGGAGGCAGAGGAGAGGCAGAAGGUGGAAACUGGAGAGGAUGGCAGUGAAGGCUUCGACUACGAGGUGGACACUAAGAGCAAAGAGGUGCUGGAAGCACGAAUGCGCGCGGCCAGCGAAGAGCUCCUGAAGCUGAGAGACGAACUCUCUCAGGCGGGUGCGCGGUACAACACCCUCGAGCAGAGAUACAAGCAGGAGAAGGAGCGAUGGCGGGGCGAGGCCCAGGAGCUGGCCGACAAGAUCCGGCAGUGCAUCAAGUCCAGCAAGCAGGAUCAGGAGCGCAUCGGCGAGCUGGAGAAGGAGAUCGGAGCCACGCGGAAAGUGGCGACCGACUCUGAAGGGCAUCUGAGCGUCGCUCAGGAGGAGCUGUUGGCUUUCUCCGAGGAGCUGUCCAACCUCUACCACCACAUCUGUGUGUGCAACAACAUUACACCCAAACGGGUCACUCUGGACUACUACCGGGACAACGCUAGGGGUGGUGGCGGAGGAGGAGUGCGAAGGUCACACCACAUCUUCGCCCAACACAACGCUCAGAAGAAGCCUCGGGCAAACGACAUGUUCAUCUCCAAAGCUGCGGCGCUGCAGUUCAUGGGCGAGGUGGACAGCGCGGGAUCCAGCGCAGACUCGCUGACCUGUCCCGGAUCCCCCACUCUGGAUUUCAGGGACCCGUCCAAUGUGUCCAACCUGGUUGCUGUCAUCCGUUGCCAGAUCAAGCACCUCAGGGUGGCUGUGGAUCUCUGCCGUCAGAGGGGAGCGAUGCCGUACUCUGGGCUCAGCAGCAGCGAGGAGUCGGAGCGGGACACCGAAAGCCUUUUGGAGGAAGUCCUGAAACUCAAAUCCCUUCUCAGCACGAAGAGGGAGCAGAUUGCAACCCUGCGGACUGUCCUGAAGGCAAACAAGCAGACGGCGGAGUUGGCCUUGUCUAAUCUGAAAACCAAGUACGAGACGGAGAAGAGCAUGGUGUCAGAGACCAUGAUGAAACUGAGGAAUGAGCUCAAAGCCCUGAAGGAGGACGCUGCCACCUUCUCGUCUCUCAGAGUCAUGUUUGCCAGCCGGUGCGAUCAGUACGUCACCCAGCUGGACGAGAUGCAGAGGCAGCUUGCCGCUGCAGAGGACGAGAAGAAGACUCUUAACUCCCUCCUGCGCAUGGCCAUCCAGCAGAAACUGGCCCUCACUCAGCGCCUGGAGGACCUGGAGGCUCCUCAGGCCCCCCGCAGCCUGAACAGCAGCCCCCGGCGCUCCCGGGCCAAAGAGCUGGCCGCCAAGUCGGGCCGGGCCUCCCGCAGCCCCCGCAGCAGCCCCGGCAGGCCCCAGCUGAGGAGCAGUCCGCGGGCCAGCCCCGUCCUCGGCAGCAGCGUCCCCGCCUCGGCCACCCACCACUUGCGAGCUCUAACCCGAAGUCUCCACACAAGCCCUCGCUGAAACACUCCCACCAUCACUCUAAAACCCCUCUGCUCCAUAAGGACCAGUCUUCAUCUUGUGACUUCCCCUCCACUCGGCUAAUUCCUCCAUCCUCCCUGCUUGACCUGAGACAUCCUGUCCAUCCCAGAUAUGACGCAGCAUUAAUCCCUCUCCUCCAUGGAGUGAAAAAAAAUCUGAAAAGAUAAAAAAAGACAGAAAAUCUUCCAUCCCAGCCUCUUGGUGUGGAGAAACCUGCAUGCAUCCCGGAGGAGGAUGAAGAGCCUAACCUGCAGCUCAUUUUUCUCUCUCCUCUGAUUGUGUCUGUUUUGUCUUUUUCAACGCAGUAUAUUGUGGUGAACCAUCGACAGUAUUUAUUCCAUAAACAGAACCUUUCUUGUACAGUA